Cordyceps fumosorosea ARSEF 2679 is the source of this 1272-nucleotide messenger RNA. Its product is annotated as Carbohydrate-binding WSC. Gene Ontology annotation, cellular component: FANCM-MHF complex; plasma membrane. Bases 1 to 1272 code for a protein of 423 amino acids. The transcript has 3 exons. Gene Ontology annotation, molecular function: protein heterodimerization activity. NCBI's taxonomy places the organism in Eukaryota, Fungi, Ascomycota, Sordariomycetes, Hypocreales, Cordycipitaceae. The record is from RefSeq and is a predicted model, not a curated record.
AUGACAAAGUCUCUGGCUCUGGCCUUGCUGGGUCUGGCCGGUUUGGCCGCGUCUCAGUCGCCAACUCCCACGCCGACCCCGACGCCUACUCCUUCGCCUACUCCCCCUCCCGCUCCAACCCACAAGAGUGCGCUCGGCGGCUACAACCUGCAGUCUUGCUGGGCAGAAGGCAGUGUCCGAGCCUUGUCAGGCGCAUUUACAGCCGACGAUGCCAUGACGCUCGAGAAGUGCAUGGCAUUCUGCCAUGGUUACAACUACUGGGGCACGGAAUACGGCCGCGAAUGCUACUGCGGCAACUCGCUUGGCGCCGGCUCCGCGGCCGUGCCGAUCGACCAGUGCAACAUGGUCUGCGGCGGUGACCCGUCCGAGUACUGCGGUGCCGGCAACCGACUCGAGCUAUACUCGACCACGGUCAGCAUCACCACUCCGACGGGCACGCUCGCGCACAAGCCAACCAUUGCGCCGUACACCAUGGUCGGGUGCUGGGCCGAGGGCGCCACCAACCGCGCCCUCAACAACGGCGGCACCUCGUCCCCGAGCAUGACCAACGAGAAGUGCGCCGACUUCUGCAAGGCCUACCGCUACUUCGGCACCGAGUAUGGCAGCGAGUGCCACUGCGGCAGCUACCUCGCCGACGACAGCAAGGCCGCGCCGCUCGCCGACUGCAACAUGCUCUGCGCCGGCGACCAAUUCGAGUACUGCGGCGCCAGCAACCGCCUUGAGCUCUACAUGAACCCCAACAUCGCCGGCGGUGCCCCGGAGCAGCCCCCGGCCGCGGGCGACUUUUCCCUGGUCGGCUGCCAGACCGAGGGCAACAACACGCGCGCGCUGGCCGGUGCAUCCACGGCGGCGGACAACAUGACCAACGAGGUUUGCGCGACCUUCUGCAAGGACUACGAGUACUUUGGCACCGAGUACGGUCGGGAGUGCUACUGCGGCAACGCGUUGGCGACGUCGUCGGCUGCUUCGCCCAAGACUGACUGCGGUAUGCUGUGCGGAGGCAGCAACGUGCAGUACUGCGGCGGCUCGAACCAAAACGUCGCGAUCGACUUGGAGUCGUUCGCCAACCACGCGGGGCGGAGCACCGUCACCACGGAGGACGUGCUGCUGCUGGCGCGCAAGAACCCGGACCUGCAGCGGCUGAUGCAGGGGUACGUGGACGAGCGCAAGGCGGCGCGCGGGCAGCAUCGCCCGGCCGCCGCGUCCAGGGGCCGAGGACGGGGAGGGCGACGAGGGCCAAGGGGCGGUGCGACGAGGUUAUCGGGGCGGUGA